This is a messenger RNA of Meira miltonrushii, 4660 nucleotides long. RefSeq lists its product as uncharacterized. The record is from RefSeq and is a predicted model, not a curated record. Gene Ontology annotation, cellular component: cytoskeleton. Bases 189 to 4604 code for a protein of 1471 amino acids. The transcript has a single exon. Lineage: Eukaryota; Fungi; Basidiomycota; Exobasidiomycetes; Exobasidiales; Brachybasidiaceae.
AACACAGACACCGCACAUGGCACAAACGGAAUAACUCUCUCUCUUUUAGCUAUCUUCUUCAAUCUCACAUUCAAAAAGAAGCAUCUCACUUUCGAUACUUGAUUAAUGACGUUGACGAUAUAGGAAUCAAUUAGUGUUGGCAAUCAGAUUACCUUGACCUUUGGCAUUCGCCUUUGUUUUCGGUCAAAAUGAACACUUUUCCCACUAAUGGCUCGUAUCAAUAUCGAAACGAUCAAUAUGGUCGAUAUCCAGGCCCGCCUUCUCCAGGUGGACUGGGCAGCGCAAUGAUGAGUGCAAAUGCCGCAACUUUUCAACCAGGAAGAGGAAUGCCAGGCCUAAGUCCAAGAGGAUCAUUUGGUGAACAAGGUACUCCAAUGUAUGCGUACCAACAAAGGUCUCAAUCCGGCUCAACACAAGGACAACGAUCUCCUGCUUCUUCUGGCUUGUCAUUGAAUGCGGCUGCACCAGCUUUUCAAAUGGGCGGCAACGGUGGUGGUAUGCAACGAACGCUGUUAAGUCCGGGCGGAAUGAGUCCAAUCAUGGGUGGUUUGCCUUCGCCUGGCGGAUUGUCUCCUUCUUCGCCUAAUGCUCGAAUCGCUUCAUCUCCAAAUAUAGUUGUGGAAAGUGCCGGGUUCCCAUUCGGCGUGAAUAACAACAAUGGUGGUGGCUGGGGCGCUGCUUCGAUCAAUGGGAAUCGCCAAACACGCAAAGGAAGAGGACCACCUCCCGUCAUUCAACCUAUACGAACAACAGGUCACAAUUCCACGCCUUCAGUCAGUCUGAAUCCUGCAGCUUUUGCAGCAGCUUUGGCAUCUCAAAAGCCAAAGAGAAAGGUCACUGUCAAGUUGCCGAUAGAGAUCGAACUUGAAGGCCAAGAAAACGUGUUCAGACACACAAUCACUGAAGAGAAAGAAGGCGAUCAACGUGAUGACGCUGUCAAUGCUUUACGAAAGCACUGGAUACGACGUGAACCACUUUCUAGUGUGAACGUGAAUGAUGUUGGUCAAAUCACGCCCUCUGACUGUAUUCUUUCUCGGGAUACAUUUCCCUCACUCAAUGAUAAUGGGCAUGGUUUGCCUGAUUUCGUUGAUAUAUUCUUACCCGGUCAAAGUGCAUGGGAAGAAGUACGAGAAACAUUUGCGCUAGAGCGAAUGGAAAAGGAAGCAUUACAAGCAGCAGCAGCAGCAAAAGAGGCUGAAAAGUUUGAUACUUCUGACGAAAUUGAUGCAGGUUGGGGUCUGGGAACAGGUGGUGGCGAUGGUGGCACAUUUGGUCUUUCUCCUGAUAAGCAACGCAAUCGCUAUAGCAAUGAGGAAGUCAGCCCAUUAAACGACAUCCUAACGCCAAGGCGUGCUGCACAUAUGACAACGAUGUCUCUUAGCCUUUCUUCGAGUGGUAAACCGUUUGGUCCUGCAACAUUGACUGCUCUUGGAUUGCCAAGUCCGUCAGAGAAGCAAGGUGAUGAGAAGGCGUACUCUGACUCGGAAGAUCGCAGUGAGCCUGCUUUGGGAGCUCGUCCUCGUGUUGAUCGUCAGGCAUCCGAUCCUGCUAUUCUCAGCAAUAUAUCAACGCCUACCAAAUCAUCGCACAACAAAAACAUGUCUUGGCGAGAUUUGGGACGCGGAUUCGGGUAUGAUAUCCCAGAAGCAGAUGAAGAAGAUCUGUCGGAUGACGAAGAAGUAUCGCAAACUAUGCAAUCCAGCAAGAGGACUCUUGAGCAUGAUCUGGAUAUGCAAUCCAAUCCGAGCGAAGAUGCUGAUGCUUCAGAUUUGGACGAGGAUGUCGAUAAGACAAAUGGUCCAAGUUGGCUGAAGGAGAGGCGGCAAGUUUCAAACAUGCCGUUCAAAGCAAUCACUGGUGAUGAGAGUAUUGAUAAUGGAAUGCAAGAGGAUUCUGAUGAACUGGAAACUUUGUCAGAAGAUUACAGCAAUCCGUCUGACGAAGAAGCCGCUAGAGCUGAGAAGAGAUUGCAGCGUGCAGAACGAUUGGCAGCGAAGGAAGCUGAGAACUUUGAUCGAGAUCACCUCUUAUUUGCAGGCAAUCGACCUAGGGCCGGAACAGCGGAAACAUUUGCAAGUAGUACUCUGGGAGGUGGCACAUGGCAUCCGCAGAGCGAUACAGAUCCGCAUGCUGGAAGGCCAUCAGUAUCCUCUGAUAUCAAUGUCAUGUCUCGUGGUCCUCUGGAUUCGGCAAGCACCUUCCGUGCCAAUGCACCCGCCUUUACACCAAGUGAUCCAAACCUUACUGCAAAGGCUCCAGAUCAUUUCCGUCUUCCAAGCAUUGCCAAUUCCAGCUUUGGUGGAUCAUUCAAAGGGUCAACAUCGAUGCGAGGAAACCUCAAUGCUGCUGCCCCUUCUUUCGUUCCGGGCUCCUUUACCUUUACAGCACCUAGCAAUGCACCUAAGCUACCUCAACUUUCUUCUGCACCGACUCUCAUCCCCUCACGCGAAAGCCAAGGUCGCGAGAAACGAGUUCGACAUCAAGGUGGAGAGCAAGCGGGUGCAGACGAAGAUGCUUUGAUGGUAGGAAGUCCACCACGACCGAAACCGUCUGCUGCGAGUGUUCCAAGUGCUCUGCGCGAUGGUGAUGCCAUCAAUGGAACCUCUGCACCUCCGUUCAAUAGUUCUAUCCCCGGCAACUCUUCUGGAAUCGCGGCUCUUAAUGCUGCACCGCAGCCAACAUUGGGAACUUUUUCUUUCCAACCAACUGCAGCUCCUUUCCAUCCUACCAUUGGCCGCAAUGCUGGUAGGGCUGGUAUUCCAAGCUUUGAGCCUCCUGCAACUGAAGAUCGAUUGUCCACCGUACCGCAAACCAGCUUCACAUUCAGUCUACCUCGAUCGCAGUCUAUUUCUCUUCGAAGACCUGAUGAGCCUAGUCCGUUUAUGAAGCCGAUCGAUAUCCCGAAGAGAGAGCGAGAGGAAUUAAUCAGCAAUCCUGACGAUGAGAUCCGGUUUGAUGAUGAUGAGGAGGAUGGAGAUGAUGACGACGAUACAGUGUCUGACAUUAUUGAAGAAUUGGGCGAGCGAAUGGAUAGAGCAUUGGAAGGAUGGGCAGGUAAGAUUUUGGAUGAAGUGACGAUCAUGGGUCAGGUACGACCGGUCAAUAUGGUCACGUUGGACAGUCUGGAACGAAAGACUUUGGUGGAAGCUUUCAGUAGAGAAAUUGGUAAUCUGUUGGCCGAUCAUAAUGACGUUCUAGAGCAAAGGUUCAUGGAGCUUAAAGAGGAUGAGCAAGCAGAGCAGUCAUCGCGAAUUGUACAGGAGAAACUUGAGACGCUCUUGGAACAUGUACGCAAAAUAGAAGAGAGUGCACCGAGUGAUGCCAUAGUUGCAUCGCAAAAGGCCGAAGAUGCCGAAGGAGAAUCGACACUGGACAAGCAGAUUGGCUCUUUGGGCGACAAAGUUGCCAGCUUGUUGAUGGAACACCAUGACCGUCUGCAGGAAAGACUAUCGCAACUAAGCACACAGGCACAAGCUGAUGAACCUUUGCGACUCGUUCAAGAGAAGAUCGGAUUGUUGUUUGACCAUGUGCAAAAGUUGGAAGGCAGAACUUCUGAUGAUAUCAUCAAUGCAUCAAAGGGGGAGCUGGCGUUCGAUAGACAGAUCGGCGCUUUAGACGAAAAAGUUGUCAAAUUGUUAGCAGACCAUCACAGCCAUUUACAGGAGCGGCACACACAAGCGGAGAAAUCUUCGCAAGUCGUACAGGAGAACAUCGAAACGCUCUUGGCACAUGUACGCAAGUUGGAGGAGAAUAGGCGGGAUGAUGUCGCGCUUGCAUUGUCAAGAGCAGCCAAAGCAGAGGGAGAAUUGGCUGCGCUUGAGAAACGGAUCAGCGAUCAAGAUACAAAGAUUGGCAACUUACAACAAGUCAAUGCAACCCAAAAACAAAAAGCAGCACAAAGCGGACAAAAGUUGUCAGAAACGGAAAAACGUAUUCGGGAAUUGGAAGCAAGUGAUCGAGAAUUACACGUUGCCCGUGCAAGAUUGCAAGAUAUGGAAGGAAGAUUGGCCGAUCGAGCAGAUCUGGAAAAGAGAUUGCAAAACAGCACCGAAUCAGAAGCACGCUUGAGGGAGGAAUUGGCCGGCUACCAAGCCCGAUUCUUGGACAUGGAAAGAGACUUGAUGUCCAUGCGUGAGACAUUGGUCGGAAAGGACGAGCUGGAACAAAGUCAAGCAGACUUGACAUCUGCUCGAGAAGAGCUUGCAGAGUUGCGGGGACAAUUGGGAGAGCGAGAUCGAAGAAUUCAAGAGCAGAAGGAACAAUACGAUCAUCAAAUUGAUCUUCAAGUCCAACGUCAAAAUAUGCUUGUACAACAGAUUGACAGAGGUCAACACCUUGCCAGAUCAUCUUCCACUACAAAGAUGCCCGAUCAAAACGGUCUCCCACAUUCGCCUAGUCAUGGAUCAACAACAUGGGCAUCGAUUUAUGCCCCUUCAUCCGGAUCCAAUGAAAAUCAAAAAUCUACCUUUGUCGAUCAAAGUUUCGAUUCAACAAGAAAUAAUCUCAAUGAUACCGUCUUUUCAUCUCAUCAAAUGCGUUCCAACUUAUCAAAUAUCUCCAACAGUCGUGCCGUUGAAUUAAGCAACGACGGCUGGUGGAGUUGAUUCACUCUCAUUCACUCAUACCCAUGUAUACCCUUCAUACCCAUCCAAUAUUAUCG